CCACCCAGAGGGUACUCUCCCCCACGACCGUAAAGCAGGCGCGAACGCUAGCGGACGGGGAGAGUAGGAAAGGGCUAUCCAAGAGGGCGGUGAACCUUCGGAUCGGCUGCAUCUGGCUGGCAUUGAAAAAAUAGAGGAGGCGCUGCCUCUAUUCUGGCAACUCAACUUCGCUGUCACUGGGGGACUUGUCUGCCGAAGCGUAGGCGUUUGUCAAGUAUCUGUCAUCUGGUGAUGUUUGUGUGAAACUGAAAUCGCUCGAAGCAGCAUAAGCUGACCGCCACAGAGAAUGAGCUAAUCGCUGCAAGGACCCACGUCCGACAGUGACAAUGGCGUCAACAGCUGCUUCCCGCUAGCCUCGUGAAAGCGCGACACGCGGGAGCGAAGACUCCAAGGGCGAAGGUAUAGCACAGGCCAGCUACCAUGUUUUGGGCCUCCGACGGCGUAGGCAAGCUACCCUAUGUGUGACGCCCGACACCGAACCACGAACUGAGAACCAGGAUCCCAACACAGAGGACAAGCAGCCAGUACAACACAUCCUCCAUCGUUUUCAUGUGACCGACAAGAUUUCCCGCGGAGGCAGAUAUGACACAGCUUUUGAAGUCUUGACUGCAGUGUAGUGCUCCUGCAUGCCACGCCCCAUACCUAUAAAAGUGACGGAUCGUGCGUCAGAAUUUACACGGAACGAUAUAUCCCCUCUGGUGUUAUAAAAGAAAGUGAACGCAACGACCGCUGGAAAUACUCCACGAAUACAAGAAAAUUGGCAGGAUAGCUAUACUGUGAACAAGCUUCUUGAUCGAAAGCAUGUCGCCUCCAACGCAACCGAUCGCUGUCGUUGAACGAAAGUGGUAUCGCCUCCUCCUAAACUACGCCUUGCACAUCAUAAUUGGUAUAGCUGGUAUUGUACUCAUGCCUCUCUUGAUCGUGAGCCACCGUUUCCAAGAAAACUUUUUCGCUUUCAUCUACGUGAUCAUGCAGCGUUGCAUGAAUGAAGAAGUGGCAGCGAUUCGAAAAGCCGUCCUGUCACAGCUCGACGAGAUGUCUCCGCAAGAGCUAUCAUCAAGUGUCCACGGUUCACUGCGCGUCCUGGAAGUCGGAGCAGCCUACGGACCAAAUCUCGAGUUCAUCCAACGACCCGUCGAGUACUGGACGGUGGAGCCCAACAGAAGCUUCGAGGAUUCCUUUAUGCGAAACAUUGAAAGAAACCCGAACGUGGAGAUGAAGGAAUUGAUCACCGGACACGGGGAGGACAUGCAUAUGUUUCCAGACGGCUACUUCGACGCAGUUGUCCUCUUCUUCGUACUCUGCUCGGCAAAUGACGGAUCCAAACUCCUUAGUGAAUGCAAGCGUGUAUUAAAGAAGGGUGGUCACCUUCUCUUCGCUGAGCACGUCGGCUACAAGAAGGGCACCUUCUCAAGGUUUAUACAAGAUACCCUGACCCCACUCACCAAGAAAUUUGCCUGCGGUUGCCACAUGAAUCGCGAAAGCGGGGGUGUGCUGGAAAAUGCCGGUUUCGCUAGUAUAGAGAUAAAUACUGUUUACCUCAAUGUGCCUCUACUACUUAGCAAUAACAUAUACGGCGUCGCGACAGCUUGAAACAUGUGUAAUAAA
This is a messenger RNA of Dermacentor silvarum, 1608 nucleotides long. RefSeq names its product putative methyltransferase-like protein 7A. The transcript has 4 exons. Bases 802 to 1593 code for a protein of 263 amino acids. Gene Ontology annotation, molecular function: S-adenosylmethionine-dependent methyltransferase activity. NCBI's taxonomy places the organism in Eukaryota, Metazoa, Arthropoda, Arachnida, Ixodida, Ixodidae. The record is from RefSeq and is a predicted model, not a curated record.